UCCAACGUAUUGAGAGUAUCUUGAACAUGUGGAUGUAUCGUCAUUUUAUACAGGACCAUCGUUCAAGCGAAUUUUAACACUGAUAUUCUCUACUCAAUAUUAGAUCUUACGGAGAUGUAUUUCUUAGUCCAGGGAUUCUAAAAUAUAAAUCUAAACAGAUUUCCGAGUCCUGUACAAUAAUACAAACCUAGUGUUGGUUUUGAUUCAUUUCUUGGAAAUUUAAAUUUAACUGUUUUUGUGAGAACUGAAUCACCAGGAAACAACUAUUUUAGUGACUGGACUUUAUUAAAAAAGAAAGAAAGAAUACUGUAUUAGCUAUAUCAACGUGAAAAAAGAUAAACACUUGUAAGCGAAACUAUGGAAACACCAGCACCUUCCGAUCCUGAUCUGGUGGAAUCUCAUCAGAAAGAUAAAUCGUCCGGAAGAAGAAAACAUAGCAUCUUUGGUAAUGUUUUGCGUAGAGUUAGUAUUCAUCGUCGCGACUCAGCACCAUCAUCGAGGAUAGGCAUGUUCAUCUUUGGAAGGAAUUCGGAUAGCGAAGACGAUAGUGAUAGCGAUAAUUCUGAUGGUAACGGUACGGCCAAUGGUAACGGGACGAAGGUAGAGAAUGGUCUGGUUGUUGGUAAAAAUGGAACAAAACAUCAUAGUAACAAGAAGGCAGCGCGUCUGGCAGCACGUAAAGUAUUAUUGGACGGGUUGUUUGUUAUAUUAAGUGGUUUGUAUGGUAUACUGAUAGUAGUACUAGGGGCUGUUAUACCACUUACAGAAAUAUUCGUUCAACCAGACAGUGGAUAUGUUUUUGAGGCCUUUUAUCUCUACCUGUAUUUGGUCAGUAUUAUCUUUCUCGUCUACGUCUACCUGUAUCUGUUACGACGUAACCGGCUCAAGACGGAGUUUCUCACACGCACUCUUUCCCGUUCCAUGUCCUGGACUAAAGCAUGGGCUAAAUCCUGGGCCAAGGGAGACAGCGAGUCUACUAAAAGUAAUCGACGUAAACGGCAUAUUUCCAUGGAUACCAACCAUCACACCGGAAGUUUCUAUUUAAGACUGGGGGCAGUCGGUUUUGGUAUUGGUAGUAUGAUUCACUCAGGUCUACAGUUUGGUCAAUAUUUCCAGUUAUAUGAUGGACCCGAAUAUUGUACAAACGUUAUGCAGGCCUUUAAACCCUUUCUGCAUCUACUCUUUACUUUUAUACAAUUGUAUCUUAUAUUCAUGAACUCAAAGAUGUGUAUCCACAGAUACAGAAUACUUGCACGAUUUGGUUUAAUGCACAUGUGUGCGACAAAUAUCUGUGUUUGGUUCAGAAGUAUAGUGGUCGAAACAUUACACGUUAUUCACCAACAUCACAAUUCACAUGACGAACAUCACACAGAACACCCACAUGAGAUAGUCACAAAUGGUCACGUGAUGAAUUAUACUAUUAGUAACGAUUCUCACACGGGCAGACAACUCCAUGCAUUGGCAACUAAUGGUGACGUAGCCGAUAAUAAAUCCUGUCAUUGGUCAGAUAUGAUGGGACAAGCUGUAGAAUCAGCCGGACCAUACUUAUACCCAUGCACUAUAGAAUACAGUUUGAUGUGUGCUGGUAUUCUCUAUAUCAUGUGGAAGAACGUUGGUGAAAAACCAUCAAAAUUUAGAAGCGAUUCUGAGGAGGAUGAUGAUGAUGAUGAAGAUAUGCGAUCACAGAGAAUGAGUGUUGAUUGCGCAGGCUCAAGUCGUGGUCUGUUUCUAGGAAUUCUGCUGACCGUCAGCGCUAUUAUUUCGAUCAUUGCCUUUUAUGUACUAAUAAAUCAAAAAACGCAGACCGUUGACCUGUCCGCCAUUUUUCUUACACAUUUGUCUGAGACCAUUAUAUAUUCAUUGACGACACUGGCGCUCGUAUUAGCUGUCAUGCGCAUGAAGGAUUUGCAUUUCCAUGCUGAGCGGAAGUCUGACCUGGAAGACACUCUAAUACUGAUCUCAUACACAGGAUUACUAGGAUUCGCUACCUUCAGUUUAACAGCUGCCAUUAUGAGAAUAGAGGACAUGCGCAGUUGGUUGACCAUGCUGUCGAACACAUUCAUGGUGAUUCAAGCUACGAUGCAGACGAUAUUCAUUUUAGCCGGAGAUCGACUAUCGGCUGCUUCAUCAGCACAAGAACGGAAGAAACCAGGACGAGAAUUUGUAACAUUUUUGUUGCUAAGCAAUUUUGCAAUGUGGGCACUGAACACGUUUGAAACGCAGACACCACAGCAUAAUCCAAUACAAGUUGAGGUGUACGGCCCGGACGCAUGGGCAAUAUUCACGCACGUGUCUGUACCACUGGGUAUAUAUUUCCGUUUUCAUUCCACCGUAUGUCUUUCAAAUAUAUGGAAAAAUGCUUGGAAAGUUAGAAAACACAUGUAAACUAGAUCAAUGCAAAUCACGUGGACAGUAUGGUGAUUAUAAAAAGGAUAAAGGAUAUGGCGUCAAAUUGAUGCACUUUUAAGUUUUUAUUCGAAAAAAUUUUGGAGUAAAGUGAAUAGCGGAAACUUCGUCAUAUUCUGAGAACUAUAUCGCCUUGUAAGAUGUUUUUACUUCCUAUUUUUGCAUUGAGAGUGCGGAACUUAAGCCUGGAAUAUCAGGCACACAAGAAAUCCCAAUAUGAAGUAUUGUGCACGUACUGUUCGUUUGUUGUUAUUCCAUUUAACUGAAGAGUGGUUCCUUUAAUUAAAGAACAAAUGAAACCGGCACGUCCGUAUCCCCUCUUCUAUUUGAACUGAUUUAUAACAUUCAAUGACUUGAUAUGCUGAGAUUCGGGGAAUUUGAAUGGUUCUUGUUGAAUAUCAUAACAAAACGUCAAAUAUCAUUUGAUUGGUUAACACAAAUGAUUUUAUGAUGGACUGAUCUAAUGAAGAUGGCUUUGUCAUUAUUUGAAACGUUAUCGCACGAACGCUGGAUGGACAAAAAUUAUGUAUGUGUGUUGGACAAACUGUACUGUUGUAAAUUUUUAAAUUUGAAUUAAAGAUACAUUAUGGGAGAUACGAUAAGGAGCUGGCAUUUUUCACUAUAAUAGUUAAAAACUAGAUAAUGUAAAGGCAAUUUGGUGAAAAUUUCAGACAAAUUGAUCCACUAUGAACCGAGAAUUAAGCGAUUGAAAUUUCGGCCUAGUCUCGGUCAUCAUUACUAAAGUCUGUACGAUAAUAAACAUAGCCUCGAUCAUCCAUUUCAUGAUUAAAUUAUGAAUGGAAGUCGAGCAGCAAAUGGGAUCAUAAUCCAGUAAAUAUCGCAGGCUAGCGAUGUCACCCAGAGUUGAUUAUGGUCUGUAUAAGUUAAUUAAUGUCUAGUUAAUAAUUUAGAUAACAUUUCAGGCCUAAAGAAAGACCUGCAAUUGGCAUAUUUAGCUCUUGCAUAAUGUAUGUUUAAUUCGUUUAAAGGUUAAACUCACUUUGUUAACCAAAUUGGCUAGCCUCUAUUGCCCCUGUCAAAAUUGUCCCGGCGUAGACUACAAUCAAAUAUUGCUUUGACCAAAAACGUUGUAAUUAGAGAGUGGAAAUUUAUGUGCGGCUUCCGUUUGGUUGAGGACAUUCACCUUGGGUUUGAAGACCAAUAUCAAACUGAUCAGCAGUAAAUAUUCGAUUGACCGUCAAUGUCAUUGAUAGGGGUGACAUCACCGGGGCAAGUUAUUUAUCUCCCAAUAUUAAUUAUUUUCUUCUGCAAAUCACAUUCUAAAGAAUAGUUUUAAUUGCUAGGGACAGUAAAGGUAUUUGAAGAAUUUAUAGAUAAAAUAUUUGUUAUUUAGAGUGAAUGUAUGCGGAAGCGUAAUGAGUAAAAGUCGCAAAUUCUCCCCGAACCAGUUUGUAGUACUACACCCGAUGUAAACAACGCACGUGUUAUUGGCGUCAUAUGAUGUGACGUCACACAUAGAACUUUACCGGGCGUGACCUUAAAGGUCAGCCAUCUUGUACAGUAUUUAAAGAAGGCUUUUUUCGCAUUACGGCUGUGAAACAGUUUGGACCAAUAUUCGUUGCAGUUGCAGCGAAGAGGACUUCGUUUGAGGCGAUUGAGAUUACCAAAAUUAGCAUAAUAUUGAACAUUGUAUUUAUAUUAUAUGAUAAUGUUGAUUGUUUUUGUCUAUAAAUAAAUAGGCCCUACUAACGCCCCGUCGGAUAAACAUAUUAAUAGCUAAUAAAUUUUUCAUUAUGUCCUGCAGUUACCGUCGAGUUGGUGGCGUGACAAGUGUAACUUAGGCCACCAUUUAAAAAUUUUAAAACUGGUUACUCACAAAAAUCGUAACAUUAAACUGAGGAGACCUUUUUUAUUAGGGUUUAAAGAAGGGUGUUGACUUCUAUUAAUAGCUGGAGACAACAAAAAUCGAAAGUAUGACGGCAAUUUCUGGACCGGAACUGUGCCGGAAUUGUGGGGUUGGGCGCGCUUCGUAAAAAGGCCCAAUGCACCUUCAAUUCAUGCACGAUCAACAUGGAACUUACCUGUUCCUUGGACAGUGGCACAUCGCUUAACAGACUUUUGACUUUUAAUAUGACAACAUAAAUCCAUGAUGUCUGCAACGACGUUAAACUCAGCUCCAGGUUAUUGUACAGCUGUUGUACUUGUCAUAAGUCAGAUUCAUCCUGGCAUGAUGUGAUGGUUUAUCAAAAAAGCUCGCCCCUAAGUUCACCAGUCACCAUGACGUUGACAACUUUUCACAGAGUUUCAGAUAUAUUCCAGUGAAUAAAAGUGGUUCAUGUUAAUCUCAAGUACACUAACUGAAUCUUUGUGAAAAGUUGUCAACGUCAUGGUGACAUAAUACCUAUAAAUAUACGCAGGGGCGACGGAAAGGUGUGAGGGCCAGGUUACCAAAAGAUAAGGGGGGUGGGGGCGUCCAGGGGUUCUCUCCUCCCGACCUCUAGAAAAUUUUGAAAUUUGUCAAUUCCAAGAACGCUGUUUAGAGCGCCUCUAGCAUUCCAAAUUCCACCAAAAAAAAAUAAUAAAAAAAAAACCCUUUAAAAUAAAGAUAAUGAAAGAGACAAAAGCCUGAAUAUUCACAAUUUUCGUAUCAUGAAAACUUUCAUCAUUAGGGCAUGGGUAUACAUGUAUACCCAAGAAAAGGGCAGGGUACCAUUUGUGUACCCGGGUUCCGGCGCCCCUGAAUAUACAUAUAAAUUGUGAUCUCCAUAAUCGUUGUAGUCAGCAAUAUGUAUUUUCUUUUUUUAUGCUGUCAGACAUAACAAGACUAUUUUUGUUUAAAUUAUCUAAUAUCUGUAAAUAAGUGUUGUUUUAAAACUGAUUUGUCCAAGUAUUUCCAAAGAAAAAAACAAGAAAACAAUUUUAAAAAAAAGAAAAUAAAAAAAUAUAUUGAAUAUUGCGUAUAUUUAGCAUUUAUUAAAAAGGCGUA
Molecule: messenger RNA, 5353 nt
Organism: Patella vulgata (common limpet)
Lineage: Eukaryota; Metazoa; Mollusca; Gastropoda; Patellidae
Product: proton channel OtopLc
Exons: 8
Coding region: 358-2385 (675 amino acids)
Biological process (GO): proton transmembrane transport
Cellular component (GO): membrane
Molecular function (GO): proton channel activity
Source: RefSeq, a predicted model, not a curated record